UUUCUUUGAUUGGAUAAUACGCUCCACAACAUUGACGUCAUCAGUAGCAAGAUGGCAGCUCCCGUGAACAGUGUGGGUAAAACCUCAGCUGACCGUUUACAGGCUAAUUGUACGAGCUUUCAGAAGAAAACAAGGAGUAAAUUAAUCUCCAUACCCGGGACGAGACCUUCGGUCCAAAACGGACAACUCUUAGUUUCAACCGGUGUCACUUCGCUGGACUACCUGCUCGGUGGUGGAUUAGCAGUAGGUACAGUGCUUCUGAUUGAGGAGGACCGAUUUGACAGCUACUCCCGCAUGAUCUUGAAGUACUUUCUGGCAGAGGGAGUGGUGUGUCGGCAUGAACUCUUUGUGGCAACAGCUCAAGAUAACCCUGAUGAAAUCCUACAGGAGCUUCCAGCCCCUAUCUUGGAUGAUGUUGCUGUUCCCAAACCUGUGGAGCAGCCCAGACUGACUGGUGAACCUCAGGACACUUUGGAUGCCAUGAAGAUUGCCUGGCGCUAUCAGAAUCUGCCUAAAGUGCAGAGUGCUUUGGCAUCUUCCUCUCGAUUCGGACACUACUAUGAUGUCUCAAAGACGAUGGAGGCAGAGAUUCGCCAAGCAGCCAAGUGCCACCGCUUCUACCUUCCAGAUCACAUCACCCCGUCAUCAGCAGCACACAGGGUUGAGUCCUACUCUGCCUUACUGAAGUCACUGCAAGAGGUCAUACACAGAGAGGGCUUUGAUUUGGCGACCCCCAUGUCAAAAUCACGUAACAUCCUGCGUGUGGGGCUUCAUUCUCUGGGUUCAGCUCUGUGGGGGGACGACCUGUGUUGCCAUGACAAACCUAGGCACAGCCACGCCCUGACUACCUUUCUGUAUGGACUCCGUGCGUUGUUGAGGUCAUCACUUUUGGUUGCUGUAGUAACCUUACCUUCACAUCUCAUCCAGGACAGAGCUCUAAUGGGCAACAUAACCCGGCUGUGCGACAAUGCCAUCGCCCUGGAAUCCUUCAAAGGCUCUGAGAGAGAGACCAACCCUCUCUACAAAGACUACCACGGCCUGCUGUACGUGCGCCAGGUUCCUCACCUGAACUCUCUGGCGAGGCAACUCCCUGACCACAAGGAUCUGGCCUUUAAGCUCAAGAGAAAACAGUUUACAAUUGAGCGACUGCAUUUGCCUCCGGACUUAUCCGAGACGGUGAGCCGUGUCAGCAGGGGGGAGCCUGUCGGAGUGGCUUCUGCCUGUGGCUCCCGCGCUUCCGGCACCAAAAACCUGGAUUUCUGACAGGAAACCAAAGACUGAAUCACCGUGGCCGUUGCCCUCUUUGCCGCGGCAACCGGGCUGUUGCCUCGUUCAGGUGAUGUCAACGGCGAUGAAGCAGCCAGCCGUUACCACCUGCCAACCAGGGCAGCCAGAGGUGAAGAUCUAAACAUCCACAACACCUCUGCUCAUAGCAAACACAUUUAUCGUUUCCGUUUAAUGUUUUUACGCAAAUAUAUUAAGUUGUCAUGAUUUUGUUCGCUUGUUAAAUAGUAAUCAUCUUGAAUGUCAUAAAAAGUUCAAUUACAAGACAAAGUUUGUUUCUUUUUACUUUUGUUGCCCACAAAAGCUUGCCUCUGCCGCCAGUGUAAUCAUGAAAUAUUUUACAGCCUUUACAGAUUCUCCAUCUUGGGAAACAUUGAAUAAUUUAUCUUUGUUCUUGGCUUUCUUUACAAACAAGAGGCAUCUGCUGUGCUGUUCCACCAUUUAAAUCGGUCUGCAAAUACAAUCUAUGUUCUGGGACAGUGCAAUGUGCUCUUGUGAAAUUAAUUAAAGAAGAGAACAAGUGUACAAAACCCAACAUGGUCUCUCUGUUGAAUUUUGGUUCAACUCUGAGGAGCGUCCUGAAUGGCGGCGCUCUGGUCUGCCUGACUGGGUUCAGGUUUAUAUAGAAAUGCUCCAGUCUAAUCCACAGAGACAUUGCUGGUGAGCGGCAUCUACAUCGUCUCAGCAGAGCUGAAACAAUAGGAAUGUGGGCAGAGUGGGUGCAGGCGUCACACCUCAUGUGCUGUGUUUGAUGGAUGAGCUUUAAAGAUCAAAUUAGGUCAAACAGUUACAUACAAAUUAAAUGUUUUAUGUUUGUUUUCUGUUUUGUUGGAAGCUGACACCACUUUGAAUCUUUUUGCCUGUUGAAACUUGGCAGAAUGGGUGACAGUUUGCAACGUGUGUUCAGAGCAGCUUGUGGGACACACUGGUCAUUUUUAUGGUACUUCUGUUUAAUACUUUGUAAUGACAUAUGAAGGACUGGGUUGGACUGGCGAGCUGUCCAGAACGUAUCCCACCUCUCGCCUGUUGAACCCUGGCGACCCCACCAGGGACAGAUGGAUGAACAUAUAAUGGAUACACAUUAAAAGUGAAUUGCAGGAGAAUAGAUUAAUUAAUUAAUAGUUUUGUAAUGUUUUAAUGUUUGCGUCUUUGUGCUCCACUGUUUGACCUGAAAACAUUCUGUGCUGGUUUGCUGUUCUUUGAUUUUCAGAUUAUCAACAAACAUCUUUUGGUUUUUAUCCAUGAAUACAAAAAAAAAAAUACAUAAACCGUCUAAUAUGAUGAAGAUUUGGCAUCACGUUUAAGUGGUUGCAAUUCAACUUCACUGACAAAGUCGUCAUAAUGUUUCAUGUGUCUUGUUUCGUUUUUUUUUUCUUUUGCAUUUUCCCCCAACCCUAAGCGAGCCGUUGGCUAAUUUGAACUUUUUACGAAUUAGUUUAUGGCAGUUUGCACUCCAGUUUCACAGCGACAUUGCCUCAAUUUUCAACCGGCUAUUCAAAGAGUAAUUCACCCUGCAAUGAAUAAAUGUGGCAUUCAGUU
Gambusia affinis (western mosquitofish) is the source of this 2823-nucleotide messenger RNA. RefSeq names its product elongator acetyltransferase complex subunit 4 (gene elp4). NCBI's taxonomy places the organism in Eukaryota, Metazoa, Chordata, Actinopteri, Cyprinodontiformes, Poeciliidae. The coding region runs from base 52 to 1263 and encodes 403 amino acids. The transcript is spliced from 10 exons. The record is from RefSeq and is a predicted model, not a curated record. Gene Ontology annotation, biological process: tRNA wobble uridine modification. Gene Ontology annotation, cellular component: transcription elongation factor complex; elongator holoenzyme complex; cytoplasm.